CUGCUAUUGAUCUUCCGGCAGGCGAUCUGCCUGGUUGCCGGCGUCCCACGCUACCUGCUUCGGUUCCUGCCAACAAUUUUUUUUUAAGGGACUGGAUGUUCUUCCCAAAAUGAGUUUGGUGAUUAAAAAUCUGCAGCGGGUGGUCCCCAUCAGAAGAGUGCCACUUCGCAGGAAGAUGGAUAUGGUCAGGAGUAUUUUAGGAGUGAAGAAUUUUGACCUGGGGAUCAUCUGUAUUGACAAUAAGAGUAUUCAGCACAUUAAUAGAAUCUACAGGAAGAAAAACAUCCCAACUGAUGUGCUUUCUUUCCCAUUUCAUGAGAAUCUGAAAGCAGGUGAAUUUCCUCAGCCAUACUCACCAGAUGAUUAUAAUCUGGGAGAUGUUUUUCUAGGAGUGGAAUAUAUCUUCCAGCAAUGCAAAGAAAAUGAAGAUUACUAUGACAUCCUAACGGUGACAGCCACCCAUGGACUCUGUCACCUUCUGGGCUUCACCCACAACUCUGAGGCUGAGUGGCAAAAGAUGUACAACCAGGAGAAGCUGGUGCUGGAGGAACUAAAUCGCUACACCGGAAGCAAGCUCCAGCCCCUGAGCAGGGGCCUCUACUAAUGCUUCGAUGCCCUGAGAUAGCCAAGUUGAUGGACAGAGUCUCUGCCAGUCAUGCUGUCCUGGAUGACAUCAGCCCUCCCUAAAGCUUAGUCCCAUGAGUGGAAAUUGGCUUCAGAAAGUACCGAAGAGGUGGCUGGCUGGUUCAUGCUGUUUAGAAGACUGUCUUGAUUAUUGUAAGCAGUAGGUCUAGGCCAUUUCUAAGAGAAGAAACAUGUAAGUUCUGUAUCUUCUUUGGGUUUCUAGCUCUAGAGUCUGGGUGGGCUGCCCUGUCUCCCUGAAGUGGAACCCACGUCUCAGACCACUGAAAUCUGUUCUUCCUAGGAGAAUGGGCACCUUGCAAGAGAAGCAAGCUCAAAAGGGCAAGGCUCGCACCCAGCCCUCAGGAACUCUGUGACCUGAACCUUGUUUGUGACACUCCUAAGAGCUACUGUACGCCCUCACUUUUCUUAAGCCAUUGGCUAUAGACACCAUAAGAAAGCCCAGUGACCUACAAAGCCUGUCACCCAGGGGCCAAAGAUUCAGUCAGGCCUGUCUUCAAUCCCCCUAUCAUUUUUGUUAUUUUAAUUUGAUGUAUGUGUAUACGUAUGGGUGCACAUAUUCACAGCAUACACGCGUAGGUUAGAAGACAACUGGGGGAAGGUGGCUCUCUCCUUCUAUGAUGUGAGUCCCAGAGGUUGAACUCAGGUUGUCAGGCUGGACAGAAAGUUUUUACUGUCUGAGCCAUCCCACUGACAUCUUGUUGGCCCUUGUGAUCCUGCUGCUGGGGCUUCUCCUAUUGGCUGUUAGAGGCAGGAUAUCUGCUCAAGCCCUGGAGCGUGGAAUUCUGGUCGAGUUGAAGUUCAGCUUUCCUGGACAUACUGAAUACCUACCUAUGCAAGUCUGGACCACUUGUCUUCCCGGCAUGUAGCCAAUAACCUUGAAUCUAGAUAGGGUUUUCUGACCCCUCUGCCGUGUCUACCCUCAUCUACCUAUGCCGGCCAUUCCCUCCUUCACAGUCAUCUAACUGGUUCAUCAUCUUUGAACAAUGACUGCUUCUGUA
Onychomys torridus (southern grasshopper mouse) is the source of this 1643-nucleotide messenger RNA. RefSeq names its product ybeY metalloendoribonuclease (gene Ybey). The transcript is spliced from 5 exons. The coding region runs from base 110 to 604 and encodes 164 amino acids. Gene Ontology annotation, biological process: rRNA processing. Gene Ontology annotation, molecular function: metalloendopeptidase activity. The record is from RefSeq and is a predicted model, not a curated record. Lineage: Eukaryota; Metazoa; Chordata; Mammalia; Rodentia; Cricetidae.